AUGUUCCGGAGGAAGUGUGAAUCUGGAGUGCAGUAUGCUCGCUGUAUAAAUGACACAUUUGGCCAAGGAGAUAUAGAUUACAAAGCUGCAGUGCCCUGUUAUCCAAAAUUUGUAGGACCAAAUAAGGUGGGAGAAAUAACUGCAGUGUGUAAGAAAAAUGGGGAAUUUGAGGAUGUUGAAUACAACUGCAUCCUGUUGCCAGUUCAGGAGCUGCUUGACCAGUCCCAGUUCUUGACUGCCACUACAUUGCCAGUAUUUUUGAAACAACUCAAGGACGUCACUGUCAAUUUUACUGAAGAAGUGAUUACAUCUCCUCCCAACAUUAAAGCUAUAGUGAGAAUACUCAUCAAUGUCGCCAACAAGUCUUCAUCCCUCGAUAUCUCAAUUAGCAGAGAUUCAAUGGAGAAUGUCUUGAUAACAGCAGGGGUUCUCACCAUCAAUGGAACAAAGCAAACAUGGAACUUUCUGAAUAACAAUGACACCAAAAGCAUCUCAAGCAACACUGAUGUUAAAAGUGUUAGCUCAUCAUUUUUGGACUCCCUUGAAAUAAUAACAUCUAAACUUGUCAAUGCAACUUUUGACAUUAUGACAGGCUUUAUUCAGUUAAACAGAACUAGAUUCACAGACACUUUCAAUGCUAAAUUUAAUUCUUCAGUGACAAUACAAAUACCAGAGUCUAAAGGAGAUAACAAAACAAUCACUAUGAUAGUAUUUAACUCAUUAGAUAAUGUACUACCUGCAAGAGAUGAGGCCAAUUCAUCGCUCAAGUCCAUAAACGGCAGGGUUGUACUUGUUCGGUCUAGUGGCCAAAUCAAUAAUAUCUCUUUCACAUAUGAUAUUUUAAAUGAUACACUGGAAAACCCUGAAUGUGUCUUCUGGAACUCCAGCCUCUUUGAUGGUCUGGGAGGAUGGGACGGCAAGGGCUGCAAGUUAGUGUUAAACAUAAAUAAAACUGUCACCUGCAACUGCAACCACCUGACCUCAUUCUCCAUCCUCAUGUCACCGAACAGUCCGAAGAAACUCUAUUUGGACAUUAUAACCUACAUUGGAGUUGGCAUUUCAAUGGGAUCCUUGGUCAUAUGUCUCAUCAUUGAAGGCCUCAUUUGGAGAAAAAUAAGAAAGAAUGAAACCUCUUACUUGCGUCAUGUUGCCAUUGUUAACAUCGCCGUUUCCCUCCUGAUUGCAAACAUUUGGUUUAUAAUUGGAGCGGCCAUUUCAGAUGCAGAAGUUAAAAACCCCCCAGCAUGCACUGCAGCUACCUUUUUUAUCCAUUUUUUCUACCUAGCCCUGUUCUUCUGGAUGCUGGCCUCAGCUAUGCUGCUGCUCUACCGUACAACUAAUGUUUUUGGUGGGGGUUUGUCUAAAGCAUCUAUGCUGGCCAUUGGAUUUUUUCUAGGCUACGGAGCUCCUCUCAUCAUUGCAACAGUAACUAUAGCUGCAACUGCACCUGACAACGGAUACAUUCGAGAAAAUACCAUAUGCUGGCUCAACUGGGAUAAGUCCAAAGCUCUGCUGGCAUUUGUGAUUCCUGCACUUUUUAUAGUGGUGAUAAACCUCAUUAUCCUGGUUGUGGUUUUGUACAAAAUCAUAAGGAGAAGGGUUGGAACAACUGCUGCACAAAGAGCGGAAAAGCACGUCUUAGUGGUUAUUGCCAAGAGCUUGGCUGUGCUCACACCAUUUUUUGGCAUAACUUGGGGUUUGGGAGUUGGAAUUCUGGCUGAACCAACAAAUGAAGGAAUCCAUAUUGCAUUUGCAUUCUUCAAUUCGCUACAGGGCUUCUUUAUUUUGGUGUUUGGAACACUGCUGGACAGUAAGGUGCGGUCAGCAAUAGCAUCAUGGUCACAACCGUCCAGAAGUAGGACAGGGAGCACAAGUGCUGGAAACUCAACAUCAAGUGGACUUCGAUUUUUAAGGAACUGGAGACGUGGAAGACAUGGAAGAGAUGGCUACCAGAUGACAUCCAGUGCAUCCAGUGAUUUGCAUUCGGCUAGCAACACAUAAUGUGUGCAGAAAACUGU
Molecule: messenger RNA, 2018 nt
Organism: Neolamprologus brichardi
Lineage: Eukaryota; Metazoa; Chordata; Actinopteri; Cichliformes; Cichlidae
Source: RefSeq, a predicted model, not a curated record